AUGCUGUCCGAGUCUCAGAACCAAGCGCUGAAGGCCCAACUCGUCGAGCAUGAAGCGCUGGUUCGCGAGAUGUAUCACUGGACCGCCACGCAUCACAUCAAGAGCACAAGUUCCAACUUUACCUUCGACGACAACGGGUAUUGCGUGACCGCGCGGCACAUGACUCGGCUAUCGGAGUCCGUGGACUCGUUCUUGGGCCACUACCAGUCGACGCUGUUGCCGUUUCAGACGUGCAUCUUGGAUUACGACGUCGCAUCGACUACA
Molecule: messenger RNA, 264 nt
Organism: Aphanomyces astaci
Lineage: Eukaryota; Oomycota; Saprolegniomycetes; Saprolegniales; Verrucalvaceae
Exons: 2
Source: RefSeq, a predicted model, not a curated record